Messenger RNA from Penicillium lagena, 702 nucleotides. RefSeq lists its product as uncharacterized. Bases 1 to 702 code for a protein of 233 amino acids. The transcript has a single exon. Lineage: Eukaryota; Fungi; Ascomycota; Eurotiomycetes; Eurotiales; Aspergillaceae. The record is from RefSeq and is a predicted model, not a curated record.
AUGCAAGGAAACGAGAUCAUCGCAACAAUCAUCGGAGUCGGGCUGGGCGUGGUCGGCAUCGGCUGGGCCGUUUACUGCUGGUACCGACACCGUGUGAGCACUGGGGUUUUUAUCAGCCAAGUCCAUGGCCGACUGACUCUAGAUCGUCGUGAUCAUGAUAUGGAACGGGGGGACUAUGGGUCAUAUAUACCUCGGUACGAUCGACGCGGCUGGGUGCGCGCCGUCCGAGUUGAGACUCAGCCCAGGCUGCGCGAGCCCGAAUAUGUGAUUCUACGGCAGUUCCGAUCGCCUGGAGAUCGCAUACCGGAAAGGGACACACGUCCAAAGCAACAGAACAAGCAAUACAAUCCGCAGCAAGGGAAGCAAAAUCAAAAUCAACAGAACCAACAGCAGGGGAAGCAAAAGAACCAGAACAAGCAACCAACCCAGCAGCAACAGCAAAAGCGCAAGCAGAACCAGCCGAAUAAAGAUCACAUCCAACAGCAGCAACACUCCAGGGCACAGUCGCCCGCCAAUUGGCAGUCCGAAUCCAGGACUCCUACGAAAGGUGCAUCGAAUCAUGAGUGGGACAACAUCGACAACAAGAAUACCGACAACAAUCCCGCCGAUACGUGGGCGCAGGAAGCAGGUGGGAAUACGAAUACCGAAUGGAAUAAAGAGUCUAAGGGAGAGCAGACGGAGCAGAUCUUCAACAAGUGGUAG